AUGCGGCGUUUGAGAGGCCCUCGUCCUUCGGUUGGCGAAAAUAACCCAGAAUCUACCCUGGGCAAUCUAUAUCAAGGAUCACGCGGGCAGGUCCAACUCGAUUACGGCUCAUCGAAUGCCUCGCCGAACUAUUUCCAGAUCGCAGGGAAUCGUGACCAUCCGGACUCAACGACUCCAAGCCUCGUCUCCGUUCUUGCUUCGCAACGGCAUCCGACGCUUGCGCAGCUACAGCAGACGCUGACGCAUCUCGAGCAGCUGGUCCAGCAGGUCACAACCAACGCGAACUCGCUUUGGCCAGCGGCCGUAUAUAAUGCACCAACACACCAGGCCGGCCCCACAGAAUCUUCCAUUUCGCGCCUCCCUCCUGAGGUCCUUGGCGAGAUCUUCUGGCAUUGCCUACCCGCGCUCCCUGACGCACAUUUCAACCUCACCUUCCGACCGCGCACGUCCGAGGCGCCGCUAUCCCUCGCCCGCGUCUGCUCCCUCUGGCGGAGCAUCGUGUUAACCACGCCACGGCUCCACGCGACGCUCGCGAUAGUCCAGCCUGCGGUGCACGGUCUACUCCCUCCCCAAGGGACGUACUUCCGCGGUCAGCCCGUUACAGCGCUGCAGACGAUGAUCGCGCGGGCAGGCAACCUGCCGCUGGACGUGCUGCUUCGCAGCCGCCGAUGGCUACCCGGCGAGGCGAAGGCGUGCGCGCGGACCAUUUGUUCCGUCUCCCCGCGCUUACGGGACCUCGAUCUGCACUAUGGCUGCGAGGACGUCGUGCGAAAGGUGUUCGCGUUGCCGCCCGACGAGCUGCCGCGCCUCGAGCGACUCCGCAUCGCGUCGCACGUGCUAUCUGGCGCGGAUCACGCUCGUGUCUGGGCGGCGCCGUGCCUCACAAGCCUCGAGCUCGACAACGUCCGCUUCGCGGCGCCUGUGGCGCUGCCCGCGCUGCCCCUCGUGCGCUUGACGGAACUGGUGCUGAAGGUGCACGCGCCGCCGGUGACGGUCGCACAGACGCUCGUGAUCCUCGCCAGUGCACCCGCACUCGAGAGCCUGACGGUUCGCCUGGACGACGCAGCGUGCGCGGUGGAAGCAUAUGAGGCUGGGGAUCAGGUGCUGGAGGAACUCGAGCUGCCGAUGAUAAAGAGCAUCCUCGUGCGGGGUGCGGACGGAGGGCGCGGGUGGCCCGGAUUGGAAGAGUUCCUAGAGAGGUCGGGGCGCGUGCUUGGCGCGCCACUGGAAAGGCGUGAGGUACCGAUGGUGCAUGCUGUGGUUUUGGAGGCGUAUGCUGUCGCUGUAAGCCGGGAUAUGGAAUAUUAGCGUUUAC
Punctularia strigosozonata HHB-11173 SS5 is the source of this 1315-nucleotide messenger RNA. RefSeq lists its product as uncharacterized. The record is from RefSeq and is a predicted model, not a curated record. Lineage: Eukaryota; Fungi; Basidiomycota; Agaricomycetes; Corticiales; Punctulariaceae. The transcript has 3 exons. The coding region runs from base 1 to 1308 and encodes 435 amino acids.